Molecule: messenger RNA, 3946 nt
Organism: Didymodactylos carnosus
Lineage: Eukaryota; Metazoa; Rotifera; Eurotatoria; Philodinida; Philodinidae
Source: the annotation of a GenBank genome assembly
ACAAAUACUUAUUUCCAACUGCUCUACCAACAAAUUUCAUAAUAUUAGAAGGUUGAAAGGGCUUUUGUAUGUUCUGAUUCAUUUUUAUCCCUCGUAUUGUCUUUUUCAAAAUGUUCGACGGGUAUCCAUUAGCCCUAAAGAUUCGUAUAUAGUAACUUAGUUCUUUUUCAAAUAAUUCAUAGUCCUGUGUGAGUGGCCUUUCUAUAUACGUAAGUGAUCAGUUCAUCAUUAUUGAAUCGUUCAACCAUUACAUCCAAAAAUGACAAUUUAUUCCGAUUUUGUACUUCUACUGUAAACUUAAUACGUGUGUCAAGUUUAUUCAUGAAUUUCAAUAAACCAUGAAUGUCUUUCUGGGUACCAUGAAUAAUGGCAAAAACGUCAUCAACGUAUCUCAAGUAAAGAUCCGGUUUUCUUCCCCUGUAAUUGUCUAUUUCUUUUUCGAUUUCAUUCAUGAAUAAGUUCGCCAUAACAGGGGCAAGAGGACUACCCAUGGACACACCAUUAACUUGAUCAUAAUUUUUAUGAUCAAAUAUGAAAUUUGUCUUUUUUGUACAAAAAUAAUAGUUCACGUAGGUUUUUGUCAUCGAUUUUCCAUUUUGGAUGAACAUACAGAAGCCCUGUCAACCUUCUAAUAUUAGAUGCCAUUACAUUUCAUUUCCGUACUAUAAUACUGUUUCAUUGGUCUUGGCAAAUAAACUGAAACAUUUUCUGCAAAGUCCAAUGAAAAAGGUGAAUUUUGGUUUUAAAGCUGUACACACAAUAUCAUCUAUAUUUAGUAGGUCAUUUCGUGUGUCAUGUGAUUUUAAGAGAGUAGUUUACAAAUAUGACUGCUACGGAUGUAUGAAUAGUUAUAUAGCACAGACAGCGAGAGGCGUAAUAAAAAGAAAAGAGGAACACCAGAAUGCAUUUUUUGGAACAGGGUUUUCCAGGAUAGCGGUUCAUUGCUUAAACACAGGUCAUCUUACUAACUGGAACCCCGUAAAUUCUUGCAGUUGACUCACAUCUUAUAAGAAGAACUAUUAAAGAGAGCUUGUUGAUGAACAUUCAUAUUGAUCAAAAGAUAAGACUAAUUUAUUCUCAAAAAAGCUUUGAACUUAACGUAUUUUGACGACGCAUAAUUCGGUCGUCAUAUAUUGUGAAAAAAGAAAAGUUGUAUUUUAUUUGUUGCGUUCUACAUACGUGUAUUUGUAUUUGUAUUUUAUCUUCUAUUUUAACCAACUUUCGUCUGUCACAUUUGACUGAGGAUGUCUUUUGAAUAAAGACGAAACGUCUCAAACAGAAAAUAGUCGAUUUUCAUGAUGAAAAGGGUUGUGUAUCUCUUAUUAUCUAAGUUGUUUAUUAUUUGAAAACAAACGAUUACGAAGAAAAUUGCUUCUAUUUCUGGUCAUCAAUCGCUGAUUUUCAAUAUCAUAUUGAUUUACAAGAUACUUUGAAUUAUUUCAAAGAAUUAUUUCGUUUAGCGAUCGAAGAACAUCGACGAGAGGAAGAAGGAAAACAUAAAUCAGCAUUACAACUUAUCGAUGAUUUGAUUGAACUAAAUCAAAGUCAACAAAAGUUUUUGAUUUUAUUCAAUCGAUUGAAAGAAGAAAUUCUACAAUCUUUAGGUCAAUACGAAAAUAUAUCCUGCUCGAAGUCAAUGAGACGAAAGAUCAACGAAAUCAUUUCGUCAAAUUUUGAUCUUGUCGAAAAACUUGAAAAGUUAAUUGCAACAGAUUGUUUAAACAUUGAUUUAGAAUUCGAUAAUCCAGAUGAUCAAGGCCAAUUUUAUGAAUAUUUAAAAGACGAAAAUCAAAGCGAACUUUUUUAUGCAACCAAUAUUUUCAUCGACCAUUCAUUAGACCACGAUUGUUGGCAUGGAAUCAAUUUAAUUUUUGCUUCGGAUACAGUUUAUUUCGUUCGAGAUGUGUCCGAAAAAGAGAUCACACUAGAUGUUAGUGGUCGACGAGGUGAAGAUGGUCGACAUGCUCAGCAUCGACAACAUGCAACGCGAACAAGUGAAGAUGAUCUCGACGGUUUACCAGGUGGAAAUGGAGAAGCUGGACAAAAUAGUGGACAUAUUUAUCCUAUCGCUAAAAGUAGGUUCGAUGGCAAAUCAAAUAUAGAUAAAUUGAUAACGUCAGGCUGUGAGGGCGGCGCGGGGGGGACUGGGGGCAAUGCUGGAAAUGGAACAAGCGGUAAUUUUGGGGCUAAUGCUGCUGAAGGAACGAUUUUUCCUGUUUUAACCCGUUAUUAUCUAGCCCGGGGAGAACGAGGCACUCGAGGAGGGCAUGGUGGUGUUGGUGGUGACGCUGGUCUCGCUGGACUUGGUGGACAUGCUGGACUGAUUUAUAUUGAAGAAAACCAAACGAAUAUUACUGACACGUUCAUUUCAUUGAUUGAAUCAAUUGCCAAACAAAAUAUCCAUGAUCAAGAUGGACAACCUGGUGAAGGUGGAAAAGGUGGUACAGGUGGCCGUGAUGGAUACGAUUAUCUUCUUUAUAGAACUCGUGUAUUCGGAAGGCCUAAGACAGUUCGAGGAUCUAUCUAUUGGAGAGGUCAUAAGAAUAUAUUUUGGUAUGCUGAAUUUUAUUUCACAUGUGAUAGACCAUCGAGAAAACCCGAUGGAAUCAACAAUGGUGCUGGAAAAUCAGCUGAUAUACAAUUACACUCGGGUAGAAUUCGUAACAAAUGCGAAAACAAAAAUCAAUCAAAUGAAGAACAAAUGAAAAACGAAUCGAAUGAAAUAAUCAACCGUCAUAAUGAAGUAUCGAAGAAUAUCUCCAAAGCAAUGAAUUUAUUCAAAGAUCAAAUGAGCGAUAUUCUCGAUGAACGACAAUUGAAAAUGAAAACACAACAAUUAUCCGAUUCGAUGUUGAAUCAUGCUUAUCAAGUAGUUCAACAAGCAUUGGCAUUAAAUAUAGUCAAAACGGAAAGUACAAUUUUGAAAACAUCGGAAAUGAAUUCGGAUGAUAAACAUGACCAAGUAUCAGUUCUAAACAAAAUUAAAUUCGAUCAGUCAGAACAGGAAAUGAUUAAAUUCAAAAAACUGAAUAUCAUUGCGGAUUUACAAUAUAAGUAUCAAAGGAAAAUCGAAGAUUUCCAUAUACAAUUAACUGAAAAUAUCAAUAGAAAAACAAAUCAAAUUAAAUCAUUGAAAUCCACGGGCAGAAAUCUUUUUUUCCAGACCGAUAUCGUCAAUAUUAGUAGUACACUUUUCAGUUUAAAACAAAAUCCAAUUCCACAACAACAUAAGCCAUUUCAAUUGAAUGAAUAUUUUCAACAAUUAAACGAACUCAAACGACAAAAACAAAAGUUCAUAAAAAUCAAAAAUCAAUUCAAUCAAUUCAAUAUCAAAGAAUUUAUUCAUAAUCUUUGUUUAGAAUUUGGAAAUGAAGAAAUCAUCAAGAAGAAAUUAAUGAUAUUCGAUGAAAUAUUUCACUUAAACAUCGUCGACAUCAAUGAUUUGAUUGAACGAAUUUAUUCACCAGACGAUUCUCAACCCGAAUUGAAUUUUCCCAAUGAACUUCGAACGAUUUCAUCUCAAAACAAAACGAAAUUCCAACAAUUCGAAUUCAAUCAAUAUUCGCCGAUCUACCACCAAUCUAACGAAGAACAAAUCAUCGAGAUUCAUCCAAUUGAAGAAUUAAUCAAUGAAUUUCUUCAUUCUAAAGAGAAAAAUCUUGAAUUAAUCAUUCGAAUAUUUCAUUCUUUAUCAUCGAUAAUUAAUUCUAAUCAAGAAAAUUUAUUCUGUAAGAAAAAAUUCGAGAAAUUUCUUUAUUUUUUAUUUAUUAAUCUCAUUUUCAUUCGAACUGAUUUCAAUCAUGGACAUUUAUUUCAUUCGAUGAAAAGAAUAUUAAAUUCAAUUCAAUUGAAUUAUUCAACAUCAUUAUUCAAUCGUUUACAACCCGUUCUUGUUCUCAAAGAAAAACAAUUUCAUGAGUUUCAAAAAUGUCUGGAGAAAAUUUAA